Messenger RNA from Carcharodon carcharias (great white shark), 3891 nucleotides. RefSeq names its product PHD finger protein 20 like 1 (gene phf20l1). Lineage: Eukaryota; Metazoa; Chordata; Chondrichthyes; Lamniformes; Lamnidae. The transcript is spliced from 23 exons. The record is from RefSeq and is a predicted model, not a curated record. Gene Ontology annotation, cellular component: NSL complex. Gene Ontology annotation, biological process: regulation of transcription by RNA polymerase II. Bases 357 to 3875 code for a protein of 1172 amino acids.
GUUUUGAAAGGAGGAAGAGGAAAAAAAAGGAGUCGGGGCGGCAGCAGCGAAGAGUUGGGGGAGGGGGCGAUUGAUGGGCAGUAGAGGCCUUGCCGUCACCGCCAGGCUCGCUCGGAGCGCCCGAAACCGAGUUCGAAGGCAGCGGGGAGUCGGGAGCGGUGCUGGGGCUUUGGUCCCGGGAGCUGUGUGAGCGGGAGAGGCCGAGCGGAAUAUGAGGGGGGGAAGGGAUGUCUUUCGAUGUAACCAACUCUUGCUGCUGCAUUGAUGUAUGAUGGGAAAAAAAAUGUUCAAUAGGAAAUGAAGAUAGAGGUACUGGCAGCAGAAAAGGGUGAUUAAUAAAAGGAGGAGAGAUAAGGAUGAGCAGAAAUCCUCCAAAUCGGCCAGGAAUUGUGUUUGCGGUGGGAGCUCGUUUGGAGGCCCAGGAUUAUCUGCAGAAAUGGUAUACAUCACGAAUCGAAAAGAUUGACUAUGAGGAAGGAAAGAUGCUGAUCCACUUUGAGAGAUGGAGCCAUAGGUACGAUGAGUGGAUUUUCUGGGAUAGUCAUCGCCUACGACCUCUGGAGGGACAGUCACUACGAAAAGAAGCACUCAAAGAUGAUGAAGAGAUUACAGAUUUCAAAACUGGAGAUGAGGUUCUGGCCCGCUGGACGGAUUGUCGCUACUACCCUGCCAAGAUUGAAGACAUUAGCGAGGAGGGUACUUACACAGUGCAGUUUUAUGAUGGAGUUAUACGCUCUCUGAAGCGAAUGCAUAUAAAAUCAAUGCCUGAAGAUGCCAAAGGGCAGGACUGGUUAGCUCUUGUUAAAGCUGCUACAGCAGCAGCCGCUGCAAAGAACAAGACAGUCAGUAAGCACCGAGUUAAUAAGGAAAAAGUGGAGAGAAAAAUGGGGAGAGGAUCCCACUUCAAAAAAGAGAGAGCGAUGUUAGAAGUUAAAGAGACAGAAGAUGAAGCAUGCAAAAAACCAGAAGGGCCUGCAUCUGUUGCUAUCUCAGGAAACUCUGAGCCAUUGACCUUUGAUGAGCCAAAGCAGACUUCAGGACAAGCAGAAACAUCGGGAGCAAGGAAGAGGAAAACCAGUGUUAUCUGCUCAUUUCAGGCGAAAAGGGCACGUCUCAACAAAAUCACAGGUCUAUUGGCAUCAAAAGCUGUGAGUGGAGACGGUUCAGAAAUGCUGGAAGAUGGUAUUGGAAGCCACCAUGUGCCUGAUCAGCUCUUACCCUCUUAUACCACUGACCAGCUGAAGACUGAAGUGAGCAGCACCGACUCCUGUCCUCUGAAUCAAAAAAGUGAUCCAUUCUCUUCAUCUCCACCUUCGACGAAACUCCGAACACGGAAAACAAAGCCUGAGGAGCCAUCCGGGAAUAUAAAGGCUUCAGAUCCUUCUCCUACCCCAACUGUACCUCAGGGCAAGGAGUUGCACAAUGUAGAAUUUCCUCAGACAUUACCCCCACCUCCACCUUCAGAUAUCCCUCAGACUGGCCCUUCUCAGCCCAGCAGUCCAUCCACCUGGUUAGAAAAUUCCAAACGUAGGAGACGCUCUGCACGAUUAGCAAAUGCUGCAGGGAUUGAUGGUCCCACAGACCAAGGGUAUUUACCCUCUCCAUCCAGUGAUAUGACAGGACAGUCGGGCAAAUCCAAUAAUCUGACAGACAGCAACAUACCAGAGGAUUCUGACGGUUACCGGUUUCUGCCCAGAGAGUCCAAUUCCUUUGAGUCCAGUGACUUGGUGCCUCUUGACCUCUCCCAGCAUUCUAGGCACAAGACCUCAGCACCUGUUUCUUCUCUUCAACUCCCUGGAAAAGAACAAACAAUGAAACCUCAUUCUAAAAUUAAAAUGGAUGUGAGCGUGGCUUCCUCCUCUUCAGUAACUAAUGCCAAAAAAACAGAGGAUCCAUUAGCUCCCAAAGAACUGGUCAUUGAGCUUGACCACAACAAGUUCAAGUGCAAGUUUCCCAGGUGCUUCAAGGCUUUCCGUAAAGCUAAGCUGCUAGAUUACCACGUAAAGUAUUACCACAAUACAGAGAAAGGAUCUGACACAGAGACUAGCUCAUUAGAGAGUGGGAUGCGGACUCGUGCCACCUCAGCCAACAUGCCAGCAUCAACUGUGGAUAGCCUGGGGCUGAAGAGACGGAAACCUCUGUCGAGUUCCUCUUCACCAUCCUCCAGUCUCCCCACCUUGCAGCUGGAGAUGCCCCUCGAUAUAAGCCACAAACCCUCCAAAGUCUGCAAGAAGAAGCGACCAUCUACGUCAUUCAGUACUGAAGGAACCAACAUUCAUCCCACCCACCCUGUGAAGGAGAAGAGCAUGGAAACUGUGCAUGAGAAGAUACUUAGGAAAUGUGUCGACAGAGACAGAAAUGCAGAAGUUGGAGUGAAAAGUGAAAAGAAGAUGAAGUAUGAAGAGAAGAUCUCAUUGCCUGGUAAAAAGAAGGAGAGUAAAGAGAAGAAAGGCAAGGAGCAUGUUAAACUAAAACAGAAGAAAAAGAAAAAGAAGAAAAAGAAAUCCAAACAUGAUUUUACAGAAUGUGAAGGAUUCAAAGAUAUUUCCCUGGAAUUUUUGGAAAGAUGUUCAUCUCCGAUAACCAAACCUGGAAGUUCCCUUGCCUUGCGGUGUGGAUCAGUGGUAAAACCAGCAUACCUAUCACCAAAAUCUGUUCUGUCCUCUGGAUCGUUGCUGGAGCUAAGCACGGACCGUAUUCCUAGACAUGAAUCUCUUUCUGAUGAUGAGUUCUUUGAUGGUUCCUCAACGGAGAGUGCACUGAUGAGUGAAGAUUACAGUCAGGAUCUGGACAUCUCAACCAAUCCGGAGGACUCUCAAGAGGAGGAUGAUAGCAAUGCAACAGUGCGAUGUGUCUGUGGAAUGGAUGAAGAAAAUGGGUUUAUGAUUCAGUGUGAAGAGUGCCUUUGCUGGCAGCACAGCAUCUGUAUGGGGUUACUGGAAGACAGCAUUCCAGAUCAAUAUAUCUGCUACAACUGCCAGGAUCCUCCAGGUCAGAAAUGGAGUGCCAAGCAUUGUUAUGACAAAGAGUGGUUAAAAAAUGGACAUAUGUAUGGACUGUCCUUCCUAAAGGAGAAUUAUUCCGAGCAGAAUGCUAAGAAAAUAGUAUCAACACACCAGCUCCUCGCCGAUGUGUACAGCGUUACUGAAGUGCUCCAUGGGCUUCAGCUGAAAAUCAAUACCCUUCAGAGCAGAAAGCACCCUGACCUACAUCUCUGGGCUCAGUCAUGCAUCAAAUCUACCCACGAGCAAACUACAGGAGAAAGGAAGAACACAGAAUGUAUGGAUAGUCUCAAGCAGCCUGAAAACACCUGUCAUAAUCAGAGUCAUAGAGAAAGAUCGAGUCCAUGCCAGAGAGUAGAGGGAACCUAUAUCACCAGUGAGCAUAGCUACCAGAAGCCUCAGGUUUGCAGCCUAGAGCAGAAUGCCACAAUAGACCAAAACAGCUCAGAAGAUGAGGAUUACAGUAGUUUAGAACAUGAAGAAGAUCAAAGUCCUAUAAUGAAGACAGCUGAAAGGUACACCACUCAGGAAGAAGACAGUCUAUCUGGACAGGGAGCUACUGACAUUAAAGAGAUGGUUUCUGUUUCAAAUGAUGGCAGCUGCGAUGAGAUGGCAGGAGAGGAGCAUGUCAACCCACAGUUUUCGUGGCAGCUGAACCUACUGACACACAUUGAGGCCCUGCAGAAUGAAGUAAACAGCAGAAUGGACUUCAUUGAGAAAGAGCUGGAUGUUCUAGAAAGUUGGCUGGAUUUUUCCGGGGAACUUGAGCCACCGGAACCACUUGCACGACUUCCACAGCUGAAACGCCACAUCAAACAACUCCUGACAGACUUGGCGAAAGUGGAGCAAAUGGCAACCUGCUGCUCCCUUUGAGAAAACGAUAAUUGGG